UGUGGGUGAAUAUUUUUCGGAGGAUUGUCAUUUUUUAAAAGCGUUGUAUCUUUCGAAUGUAGUCAAUCUAUAACCUUGUAGUCGGGAACGUUUAAGCUGCCAGGUACCCACUUCAUUUAGAGGUUAUAUUUACAAAAAGGUUAAAUAGAAAAACAAAAGCGGACGACGAGACUAUUGUGGAACAUCUAAAAUGAUGCCAUAGAGUAGUUACAUUAAUCAGGGUUCCCAUUGUCACGGUCUACAUUGUAAUUAUCGCCUUUUUUGUUGUGGUGUAAUGGGAAUAAAUUUUUUUGUUGUGGUGUCAUAGGAACGUCAGUCGUCAUUUGUAUUCGCCUAAAUAGCGCAGUAAUCGAAAUAGAAUCAGUCUUUAAUAAACUGGGUAUUUCUGCUUGCAUUUAGUUUGUGAAAGUCGGCUAAGCUAGAAGAUAGAACUCGUCCGUAUUACCACGACAGUGAUUCAAGUCCCAAGGUUUCCUGAUACACAAAGUAGAUUAUGUCAUAAGAAAUUACUCACGAAAAUUGUAACAGAAGUUAGAAUGAAAGAAAUAAAGAACUGGCUGUCUCUAUUCACUGCCGUAAUUGAAACAUUAUGUUUUAGCGGGAUAAUUUACGGAUGGGGCUCCAUGAGUUAUAUGCUGGAAAAAGAAGGGUUCUUUAAUUUGUUCUGUAGGGAUUUCGUCGGUUAUGCCAACAAUACCAUUUCGUCAGGAUUACAAGGGCAUGCAGGAGUGGUAUGUAAAGAGCAAGAGAAAAUGCUAACUUUAGUUUUCACGCUGUCCGCUUUCAUUUCGGCCCUUAUGUUUGUUUGGGGUUAUAUUUUUGAUAAACUUGGUACUUCGGCGUUUCGAUUUUGUGGAGUUUCUUUAUACAUUGCCGGGUGGUUACUCAUGGCGGUCACGACCAGAAAGGAAUCUUUGGCUGUAUUUCUCGCUAUGAUAUUUGUCGGGAUCUCAGUUUUUCCUGUUCUCAUGUCGAACGUUCCUGUUUCUAAUUUAUUCCCAAAAAAUCGGGUUUUGAUGAUCGCCGUUUUGAACGGCGCGUUCGAUUCUUCUGCAUUAACUUUCGCUUUGAUGAAAAUUUCUUACGACAGUGGCAUUGCCUUCUGUUAUAUUAUGUACUUCGCGGCUGUCUGUGGUUUGUUGAUGGUCGCACGAUUCUUGUUUCUUAUGCCGCGAAUGCAUAUACCAUCUACUGUACCAGAUGGUUUCCAGUACGGUAUACAAUGCUGCUCAAACAAACAGCAAGUAGUUACUCAAGAAAAAGUUAUGCUAUAUGAAAAACUUAUAGACGAAGCACCGAAGAAUACUGCGUUCUGCAGUUACGCAAUCAAUUCUUUUAUGGGACAAUUAUGCCUUGGUUAGUGCAAGUUGGUCACGGAAAUCGAAAUGAAACCAGCUCCUAUUUAAACUCAUUUGGUGUUAUCCAGUUGUGCGGCAUUUUAGUAUCUCCGAUAGGAGGUAUUCUCACUGACUUUCGUAUCAAAAAACUCUCCCGUAAAUUUACUGUUGAAUCAGCUACUAGGAAAUCUGUUGCCAUUUAUACUGGCCUAAGCAGUGUUAUAGCUAUUCUGUUCUCCAUAAUGGUCUUAGUACCCGUUUUGCGUUUACAGUAUUUGAGUUUUCUCUUGCAAGUUGUAUUUCGGUCAUUUUUGUAUGGAGGCAAUGCGGCCUUUUUGCUUACAACGUUUCCAAGUGAACACUUUGGAAAGGUAUAUAGCAUUACCGUUACAUUCGGUUCUAUUAUCGCACUUCUGCAAUAUCCACUCUUUUUAGCGGUUACAAAUAUAUACGGCGGGGACUUCACUGCUAUCAACCUUGCUCUGUUGGUAAUAUCAGUUGCAACAAUAGUUCAUCCUAUAGUUUUAUAUGUAAGACCAGUUUUGGCAACAGAACAUGAAAAAUAAAAAUGAUGGCAUUGUUUGCCGACCUAGAACGUUACACUACCUGAAUACAAAUAGCCAUUUAGAUAAUUGGACGAUUUUCAUAUUGCGUGUUUGAUUGCAAAAUGUUCACCUUAUAAACCAUAACGAUUUCCUUUUAAUUACAUGUUUGGUUUGUGUUGUAUUUCUCUCACAUUGCUGAUGUGUUAUGUGUAUAAGCGCUUGAUUAAACAUUGAACACAUGUACU
Messenger RNA from Ciona intestinalis (vase tunicate), 2127 nucleotides. Lineage: Eukaryota; Metazoa; Chordata; Ascidiacea; Phlebobranchia; Cionidae. The record is from RefSeq and is a predicted model, not a curated record.